Messenger RNA from Cylindrotheca closterium, 2028 nucleotides. The record is from the annotation of a GenBank genome assembly. NCBI's taxonomy places the organism in Eukaryota, Bacillariophyta, Bacillariophyceae, Bacillariales, Bacillariaceae.
AUGAAUUUUCACACGAUGGACAUUGGGAAAGAUGAUACUAAAGCUGACCCUGAUGAUUGGGUUGCCUUCGAUAGUGAAGAUGCUUACUUUGAUCCUCAAUGGGAUGAGUCAGCUCAAGCUCAAGCUCCUGCCCCGGAGCCCGAACCUAUCGAGUUUCAGCAGUGGCAACCUACCCAGCCCCAGGAACCACAAGAUAUGUCUACGCCUGAACCUUCUGAUGCCGACCCACCGUUUGACCCAUACAGUGGUGUUUCUUUGAAGAAGACUGUGUCGGCCGAACGAACAGGCAGUGCCUUGACAGCAACCACGCAUCCCGAAACACCUCCUCGUCGUCAAAAGAAGCAAGCUGUCAAUCAUGGAGCCCCCGCGAUGCCUACCACGAUUGCGAAGAAUUUGUCGUCCGAUACCGAUUCGAAUAGUCAUUAUCUAUCGGAAGAUCCGGAACAACCGAGCUUUGCUGACAACGAAAACAAAUCCAAGGCGAAGCCUGUCGCAAAGCCAUCACGCCGAAACUGUAUCUUUUGUUUGGUUUUGGCAAUCAUUUUGCUCGUCAUCGCCGGAGCUUUAGGAUUCAUUGUCUACAUGCACUUGUUCCAUGAAGUGGACAUGGUGGAAACGGAAGUACCUAGUACAGAACCAUCUUUGGAGCCUACAUCACUUCCGUCGUCACUCCCAUCAUCAAGACCAACAGUCGAUUCAGCAUCGCCGACAAGCUUUGUCACACCGGGUCCCACCACUCGACCGCCAACCUCGCCACCUUCCCGAUCGCCAAGCAAUGUUCCAAGCGCUUCACCGACAGACAAUCCAAGCGCUACUCCCAGCUUGCAGCCCUCCAACACUAGAGAUGAGUUGCGUGAUUUGAUUGCUAAGAUCUCCGACGGUGGAACAGUCCAAGCCAUCAAUUUGCCUGGAACCCCCCAGCAAAGAGCCUAUGAGUGGGUCCACAAUGAUCCAGCCUACUUGGAAUUUAAGGAACGUCGUAUUGUCCAACGAUUUGCCAUGGCGGUCUUGUACUAUUCUACUGUCCGAAGCGAAACUUCCAAAGAAGCUAUGGAGAGCUGGAUGGAUUAUGACACCAACGAAUGUACUUGGUUUACCUCCUGGUACCUAAAUCGGGAUGCGUGCGGAAUUGACAAUAUAAUCAAAACGUUGGCCUUGAGGAAUGUGGCACUUACCGGUACCAUUCCAUCCGAAUUGGCUCUGUUGACUCAUUUGAAUACACUGGUGUUGUCUGACAACCAACUCACUGGAAGUGUCCCCGAAGAGUUUGGGAAAUGGGCUUCACUAAUAACACUGGACCUGAAUUCCAACUUUCUGAGCGGAAGGAUCCCAUUGAUCCAAAGCAGUCCUUCGAUUCCAAUGAGCUUGCGAGAACUUAGUCUUGGAAGCAACAGAAUCACAGGAAUUGUCCCUUCUUCCAUCGCGAAUUUGAAUCUCACGAGUCUUGAUCUUUCCGAGAACAAUGUCCAAGGAAUCAUUCCUCCAGCCCUUUGCUCGACGGCAGAACAAAGCUCACAACUUAAGCUAAUGGCAGUCGACUGCGACAAAGUCACUUGCUUCUGUUGCACCCAGUGUGGUGCCAAUCGUACGAGGGCGCCAGUACUGACACCCUUUACGCCCCCACCUUCUCCAGCUCCAACACCAAGACCCACUCAAGGCCCUACUAGUUGUGUUAGCAAUAUUCAAGUCUCCAAACGAUGCUACAAAGUUGGAGAACCUUUAGAAAUCAGCUUCAGCAACUGCAAUCCCCGGGCUGGUGAUUGGAUCGGAUUGUACGACUCUGAAAGCCCAGAACAGUUCUUGAUGGAUCCCUUGAUGUGGCACUGGUCGUGUGGAAGUAAAUCCUGUCAAGGAAGCCCCACUCAGGGAAGCUCCACAUUGGAUGCCUCAGCAGAGGGACAAGCGUUUUGGCCACUGAAUCGGGGUAACUACAAGAUAUACUUGAUUCGAAAUGGGGCCAGUUUCCCGUAUCAAACCGUAGCCACAAGUGAAGAAAUCCGUGUGGCACAAAGUAUAUGUCCAGAUUAA